CACGAGGGCCAGACUGGUGGCCGCGGAGGCUGCAUAGGAUGCCAGCGCUGAUACAGCCGAAGGUGGUAGAAGAAACUGAAACGCAAGAAAAGUUGAAUCCGGACCACACUGAUCUUCCGCAGUAUGUUGACCAAUGCCGAGAAAAGUUUUUGGAAGAUAAUUCUUCUAUCAUGGCUUCUGGUAGAAGUAGUGCAAAAGCGGAAGAUCUUGGUCCAUCGGUUUACUGUAAAACAGCUCGGAAAGGAGGGAAACAAGGCGUCGCAGGCAGCAAAACAAGAACACUUUUACCCCGCGAAGACGCCUAUCUUGUGUCACAACCUGGAACAAAGGAGACUCAGCAUUUCCUAUUCAAAAAUUGGAUAUGUCGUGAAGCCGUUUGCCCUGAACGGAGGUGGCCUGAAACUACUAGUACCAGAAGAAUCAAGAACGCACACGAAGAUGAACAGGAUGAACCAGCACCAAGAAGUAAAGGUAUACCUUCUCAGCCUUCUCGUAGUCCUUCUAGUCUCUCUUCUAGUAACAGUAACAGUAACAGUAACAGUAGGCCUCGUCCUACACCAGUAAUACCGAUCCGACAACACCAAAGCACGGUGAGCGAUGUCCGGCAGCUUUACUCUCUUGUGCAUCACGUUGGGCGAGCGCUAGACCGCUUCGGCGUCGUUUGGUGGGUGUCACAUGGCUCUCUGAUUGGGACUCUGAGGCAUGGCGGCCACAUGCGACAAGACGUGGACGUGGAUAUUUCCAUCCCCUACGACUUCUUUUAUCUCUUGUCACCAGGAUCAGCGUUGGACCUGGAACUACAAAGAUUGAACAUCCACAUCGCGCGUUUGUAUCUGCCUAACGACUCUGUUCGGUUUUGCAGCAAGAAAAACCUCUCCAGAUACGCCAGGGUGAUGAAUUUGGUCCGUGCUGCGCAUCUCUUUGACGAAAGCUUGACCUGUGGAACGCCUUUCAUCGAAGUGCAUCCUGUCGAAGUCGACAGCGUAAGCUUCCGAUGGUCGACUCGCGUUGCUGGGAGACAAUCGAGACUUCGAGGCAAGGAAGGCGCUACACACUUUACACCCGCAUACAGCGUGUAUUUUAAGGCAUUGUAGUUCUGGUGCUCAAAAAAUUCAUUCUAAGAAAGAAGCAUCUCAAACUCAAUCUUUUUCAAAGGGUAUGGAUCGAUUAUACUCGUCGAAGAUGCUUCAUUUCAAGACGAAUUUAAGCUGCAAGGACUUCUAAUUAUCACUUCAACGUCACAAAGUUUCGGUUAGAGUCCUCCGCGCUUUCGUCUUCUUCUUCCAGUGUAGACCGCAGAGCGGGCAAGUUGUUGGAUCCCCAGCAACGACAAGCUUUAGUAUCUCAACCACCGCUCUUCGAAGUCCACGACUUUCGGAAAAAAGCGCCCUUUUAUGGAUGAUGUUUCAUAUUUUUUCCAUCCCCAAUCAAUCAAUCAAUCAAUCCUAUCGACCAUCCUGUUCCUGGCAUUCCAUCAUUUCAAGGGUCGUAAAUAAAAGUGCCAGGGUGGUCUGUUUGUUAUGCCUAUACGCUCACCUUGUCGCAGGUGAGCCCACUCCUAUCCUAUCCUAGUUCCUGUCACCGUAAAAAGUGCCAGGGUGGUCUGUUUGUUAUGCCUAUACGCUCACCUUGUCGCAGGUGAGCCCACUCCUAUCCUAUCCUAGUUCCUGUCACCGUAAAAAGUGCCAGGGUGGUCUGUUUCUAGAUGGGAGUAGAAAAAACAACAUCCUUCAUACUUUCGGCGCCUACACCUGGGUUUGGGUACCUCCAGAAGGAGAAAAAGUCCUCGACUCCUUCUACGGGUCCGAUUGGGUGACGCACAUUCGUGUCCAUAAUAACUCGAAUCUGGAACAACAGGGUUCGCUCAGCAGUAUUCCCGCAGUGCAGAUGGCAGGAAGCAACGACGGACGUUCCAGUGUGUCUAGCCUGAAUGUGAGUAAAGUUAUGGUGAAUGAAUUUAAUGAGAAGGUAUCAACAGGUAGUGUCUUGAUUUUAGGACGAAUCUGAUCAGAUCAGGGCAUGUUGCUGUCUUGUGAUAUUGUUUAGCAUCUUGCCUAUUAGACUAUUCGUUUACUAUGUAGGUACCACUGCAAAAGGAGAAUUCCUGCGACUACGAGCACCACUCUUCUAAAACCUCGCUCCUCGAUGAAGCCGAAGAGGAACCACUUUUCCCAGCCGCGGCAGCAGUCGCACGACGACGCGCUGGGAAUGCAACGAUGGCGAAGAAAGCAUAUAGCUCGGCCUACAUGCAAUUCGAACCCGGUGAACUUCUUGGAACCUACGCAAGACCUAGCGGCCCACUCUUUCCGCACUUCUUUUGAAAAUUUGCGCAAGACCUAGCGGCCCACCGCACGUCUUCUGAGUACGAUAUCUACCUGUUCUUCUGAUGUAGUACGAUGUGUGGUUCUUCAUCUUCUGCGGGAAGAUAGAAACGAGUAAUAGAAAUUGUAGAGACAUGUUGUUCUUAUGAUGGAAAUACGAUAUUAUGUUGUGCUUCUGAGAAUAGCUUUUUGAGAAUAGGAUACGACAGCUGCUUUUGCAAUAGCUUCUUCUGAUUUGAAAGUCAAGACACCCCGAAAAUCUGAUAGCAACUUUUUCUGAGAAUAGAGACAUCAAGAUGAGCAAGCCACUUUCGUUGAGUUGUUUACGCGAUGCUGAACAGUUCACCAUUUCUUAGG
Messenger RNA from Amoebophrya sp. A25, 2678 nucleotides. The record is from the annotation of a GenBank genome assembly. Lineage: Eukaryota; Dinophyceae; Syndiniales; Amoebophryaceae.